Sinocyclocheilus rhinocerous is the source of this 543-nucleotide messenger RNA. RefSeq names its product single-minded homolog 1-like. The transcript has 5 exons. Gene Ontology annotation, molecular function: DNA-binding transcription factor activity, RNA polymerase II-specific; protein dimerization activity; RNA polymerase II transcription regulatory region sequence-specific DNA binding. The record is from RefSeq and is a predicted model, not a curated record. Lineage: Eukaryota; Metazoa; Chordata; Actinopteri; Cypriniformes; Cyprinidae. Bases 1 to 543 code for a protein of 180 amino acids. Gene Ontology annotation, biological process: regulation of transcription by RNA polymerase II.
AUGAAGGAGAAGUCCAAGACGGCGGCGAGGACGCGGCGGGAGAAGGAGAAGAGCGAGUUUCACGAGCUCGCCAGAAUGCUGCCGUUACCGUCGGCCAUCACGUCUCAGCUGGACAAAGCGUCCAUCAUCCGACUGACCAGCAGCUACCUGAAGAUGCGCCUGGUGUUCCCGCAAGGUUUGGGGGAGGUUUGGGGUCGAAGCCGAUCUUUAGAAAACACAAACCUUGAGCUCGGAUCUCAUUUACUGCAGGUAAUAAUCAGCAAGAUGCUCCAGACGUUAGACGGCUUUAUAUUCGUGGUGGCUGCCGACGGGAAGAUCAUGUACAUCUCAGAGACGGCGUCGGUUCAUCUGGGCCUUUCACAGGUAGAGCUGACUGGGAACAGUAUUUAUGAGUACGUUCAUCCGGCCGAUCACGACGAGAUGACCGCGGUUCUGACUCCUCAGCCCUCGUAUCACUCACACUUCAUCCACGAGCAUGAAGUGGAGCGCUCGUUCUUCUUGAGAAUGAAGUGUGUUUUGGCCAAACGAGCUGACAGACACUAA